Acipenser ruthenus (sterlet) is the source of this 1829-nucleotide messenger RNA. Its product is annotated as transmembrane and death domain protein 1-like. Bases 799 to 1632 code for a protein of 277 amino acids. Lineage: Eukaryota; Metazoa; Chordata; Actinopteri; Acipenseriformes; Acipenseridae. The record is from RefSeq and is a predicted model, not a curated record. Gene Ontology annotation, molecular function: protein binding. The transcript has 7 exons. Gene Ontology annotation, biological process: signal transduction.
UCUCUCUUCCUCUUGCAUCUACUCAAAUCUCACUUUAUUCUUUAUUCUUUUGGCUUUCUUGAAUGAUCUGUUUCACUUUCCCUACGCUUUACUAUGUUAUAUAUAUAGUUAUAUGAAAAACAAGUCCAGUUUCUGUAAUCAGAUUUGUUUCCAUUUAGCAAGUCUGCUUAUGCUGUAUAGAAAAUGAUAUGGGAAAUAGUUUGAAUUACUUAUACAGUGACUAUUUACUGUUAAAUACGAUUUUCUUACCUGGUUUCUUUAUUUUUUCAGGUUUUUUUAUUAUACUAAUUGAAUUGGAUUCUUUACUUCUUAAACAACUUUUCCGAGCUAGUAUAAAAUCAUCUGGAUCAGUCUGCAUGCACAGAGGAGAAGCAUUCUCAGAUUCAUUUUUAAAAGAUUUUACAAACUUGCAGGUUUUAGCAAUAAUCACUGGGUUAGUGGGUGGACACUGGAGAUCUCAGAUGAUGUUUACUGAGUGUCUGCAGCCCGUUGCAACACGCCUGCGUGUUUGAGCGCUGAGGUAUUUCAAACACACCUGCAGGUGAUGCUGGGAUCGGCACAUUCGGGUCUGGUCUUGUAAGGAGAUGUCAGCCAGGCACAGCUAUAGAUUCCACUGCAGGAGCUGCAUGUCCCAGCUAGCCUGUGGCCCAAUUUAAAAUUGAAAAACACCUGGAUGAAGAAUAUGCAUGACCAACCAACUGCAAUGGCCUUUGUGAAAAUACACUAGCGAGGACUGUAUUCAGAGCCGUCUGCUAAAACUAAAAUAAUAACAAGUUGCUGACGAUAUUGGGCUCCAAGAUGGGCCGGAUUUCUGAUCUGCUCGCCCCCACUGAGUGCCAAGAGCUGCAUCAGGUCCUGACCAACCCAGAGGAGAACAUCCUGGGGGAAGUAGACAGGAUGUCCAAACAAAACAGCAACCUCGACAUUAAUGAGAAACGGAAGAAGCGAUCCAUCACUACCCCUGCAGAGUGUACGAGGAUCAUGAAGGAGUGGCUGGCCUCUGUUGGAAAUAGCAUGUAUUACGACAGACUCGCCAGAGCAUUGCGGAAGAUCGGGAGGUCGGAUGUCUCAAGAGAGAUGGGGAAGAACAUCAACCAAGACAAGUCCCUGGGGAUGAAGAAGUAUGUGGAGGACUUCCAGAAGGGGGUGGAAGCCAUGCAGUCUUCCAUGAUAGCACCUGACUCGCACAAGUCUGCAGACAAGCUCCGUAGGGAAAGAGAAUUGCUGGAGACGAACUGGGCUGACUUGGAGCUGAUCAUUGAGAGGCAGCAGCUGCCUCCGUACCCCAGGAAGCUCUUUGAUGGGAUUCAACCCCUGAUUUACGGGAUCUUCUAUGGCUUUUCCGGGGUGUUUCUUAUCGGCUGGAUUGCUAUCUUCUUCUCCAUUAGGAUCACAGAACAAGACUUUGAGGAACUGUUAAUGCGCUCAGCCUCCAGGAAGAAGCCCCGUCGUUCCCAGAGGCUGCAUCACCCAGCCGAGCUUCCAUCCUCUUCUGAUGAGGACAAGAGUGAAGACCACGAGAGAGAGCCCCCGAAGGGCAGGAAACCUGCAAAGAGAUUCCGAGACUACUUCCCUGCCUUCAACCUCGGCAAAACAAAUACUGGAAAGUUUGGUGUUGACGUGACUCUGUGAAUGAAUAGUCGUCUUAGUAAAUACUGUGGUGAGAUGAUUGUUUUCAUCUAUCUGCUAUGCAGAGACACAGUGGCGAUACGAAUUUUGACGUUUCCCUUUUGUUACGUGCUGUAAGCCUAGAAAGAAGCCUAGAAACAGCACUACACAUGAAUUUAAUGUAAAUACAAGUUUAAUUAUACUAAAAAGCUACUCCAGUG